Messenger RNA from Acanthoscelides obtectus, 3533 nucleotides. Lineage: Eukaryota; Metazoa; Arthropoda; Insecta; Coleoptera; Chrysomelidae. The record is from the annotation of a GenBank genome assembly.
AGUGGGGAGUUGAAUAGCGUUCACGGAAUAAAUAUUAUGGUUCUGUAGUAUCAGCGCUGUCGCGGUACUUUACCUGUUACGUAUCAGUCGUACCAUUUGAGAAAUCAGAAAUGAAUUAAUUUAUGUUAAUUACCCUGUACUAUAUGUCGCGCGGUAUUAUAACAAAAGUGUCACCUGAAAAUUAUAUGAAUUAGUGGAUUUUUUUAUAAUAGUUGUGUUGUUUUUUUUGCGAAUAACAGAAGGACUCUGGCAAGCAAAGGAUAAAUAAAGUUACUCAUAAAUAUACCACAGAAACAAUGUUGGGGUUGAAAGCCAUCCGUGAGGACACACGCAUUGACAUUUUGGUAUAAAGAGGAGAACACAUCAAGUACUAUGAAUGCCUUGCGAUUGAAAAGGCAAUUAGUUACCCACUUGUAAGGCUUACUUGAUAGCCCAGAAGACGGAAGUAUUUUAGUUCACAAUUAAGUUUCAGAUGGCGAGCAAAAUAUAUCAAGCCCUUAAACGUAGAAAAAGGAACGACCAAUCAGAGGGCUCCACACAACUUUCGCGAUGCCUGAACCUGUUUGACCUGACAGCGCUAGGAGUAGGAGCAACUUUAGGAUUAGGAGUUUACGUACUGGCAGGGUCCGUGGCCAAAACAACUUCGGGGCCGGCAGUGUGUCUGUCUUUCUUGGCAGCUGCGGUUGCUUCUGCAGUGGCGGGUCUGUGCUAUGCAGAGUUUGCCGCAAGAGUGCCAAGAGCUGGAUCUGCGUAUGUAUACAGCUACGUGGGAGUGGGCGAAUUUGUGGCGUUUGUGAUUGGAUGGAACCUUUUGCUUGAAUACGUAAUAGGUACGGCAAGUGUAGCACGAGGCCUAAGUAACUACAUCGAUGCCUUGGCAGAUAAAAAAAUUAGAGAUACUCUCACAGAAUGGAUGCCCAUGGACGUUGAGUUUCUAUCGUCCUAUCCAGAUUUCUUUUCGUUUAUAUUUGUAAUGUUGUUUACCGCUCUCUUGGCUUUUGGCGUAAAGGAAUCUUCAAACUUGAAUAACCUGUUCACCGUACUAAACUUGGCUACUAUUUGUAUCGUACUUGUUGCAGGAGCAAUAAAAGGUAAACUACAUACAUCUGACAUUAGCAACUGGAAGAUCCUCCCGGAAUCUAUCCCAGAGGAAUACCAAUCAGCCGCUGGAAAAGGAGGCUUCCUCCCUUUCGGUGUGUCAGGAGUCAUGGCGGGAGCCGCCAAAUGCUUCUAUGGCUUCGUCGGGUUCGAUUCCGUGGCUACAACGGGCGAAGAAGCCAAGAAUCCACAAAGAGAUAUACCACUGGCAAUUGUAUUCUCGCUUUUUAUUACUUUUUUGGCUUACUUUGGUAUAUCUACGAUUCUUACGAUGAUUUGGCCAUACUACCUACAAGAUCCAGAUGCGCCCCUUCCAUACGUUUUUGAACAAAUAGGCUGGCACACCAUUAAGUGGAUUGUGACCGUUGGCGCUAUCUUUGCCCUGCUCACGAGUCUCCUAGGGGCCAUGUUUCCCCUACCUAGAGUUGUUUAUGCGAUGUCAUCGGAUGGUCUUAUUUUCAAGUUUUUGGCCAAAGUCUCACCGAGGACUAAAACGCCAUUGCUCGCGACGGUGUUAUCUGGACUUCUGUCAGGUAUAAUGGCAGUCCUUUUCAACCUUGACCAGCUUAUUGACAUGAUGUCUAUUGGAACCCUAUUGGCUUACACAAUUGUAGCUGUAUCUGUUUUGAUUAUGAGGUAUCAGGUAGAUGAAACCAAGGCUACUUAUCCUGACAUAACAAUGACAAAAAUAGAAGAAACUGUAGAAGAAUCCAUAUACCAUAAGUUCAAGUUUAUAUUUAAUUUGAACAACAAUAAAUACCCCUCAGUUGAAACUUCUGGUGUAGUCACUUGGAGUAUAUCUCUUUAUAGUAUUUUCACGGUACUAUUCUGCGUAGUAUUCAUCAAUGGCAAAGACUUAUUAUCGGAACCAUUCUUCGUACUAGCUUUAGUGAUAGCUGCGAUUGCUAUGCUCACAACUCUGGUAGUUAUUGGCAGGCAACCCACGGUGGACGAAAAACUUACUUUCAAGGUACCCCUGGUGCCACUUAUACCUUGCCUAAGCGUACUAUUCAACGUAUAUCUAAUGCUGGAGUUAGACCUACAUACUUGGAUAAGGUUUUCAAUAUGGUUAUUCUUAGGUUUCCUGAUAUACUUUUUCUACGGAAUAAAACAUAGUGAAGAAAAUCCAGAUAACAAAAAAGAAGACGGUCCUAUAUCAUAUUCCGAGGCUGUUGACAAACAAGAUACAAAAUUCUAGGAAUCCUCAUUUUUUUAAAAUGAUUCCAAGCCAGUGUCUAGUAAUGCAUGGUAGGACUGAGCAUCAUCAUGAUCGACAAUAAUGUCCUCUGAUCUAUUACUUAUAGUUGAAUUAUGUAGCAAACACACAUUAUAACAGUGCAAUGCUAACUGUGUACAAAUAGCAUGGAAAAAGCCUUAUCUUAACAGCGAUUCUAUAGUAAAUUCUUUUAAGACAAAUUGCAAGCCCUCAAAUGUUUAGUACAAACUAUGUGAUGUAUUUUACAUUCAAAAUCAGAGUUCUAUCGUGUAGGUUCUUGAAAAUGCCUUGGUUUGGAAUACUCUCUUUUAUCGGAAUGACAAUAUUGCCUAUUUUUUGAGUGCCUACAAUCCAUCCUAAGCCAAGAUAAAGAGAUAAUCUACUCUGUACUGGUCGACAACAGACCACGCGAUCUGUAUCGGAUUCAGCAAUGACUGCUGCCCUGUUGCUGAGCGAUCAGGUAAAACGUAUUUGUUAUGUUUUACUAUUAUUUAACGUAUUCCAGCCGAAGAUAUCCUAUUAAAAUAGCUACUAGAAAAUCCAAGGAUGUAUUGAGAGUCCCAAUGCCAUCUAUGAGUCUGUAGCAAAACCAAACACUCUAACUUUUCUCAAAGUGAAUUUCUUAAUUAAUUUUUGUGCUCUUCUACUGCCUUAUAUUAGGCGCUAGAGUCUUCCAGAUCCUUUGAUGUUCACCGGAGUACAGUACAUUGUUUUCUAUCCCAGUAAUAAUUGAUGGUUUCUCUCUAUCUUGGAUUUUGACCGAGCUUAGAAAUGGCACUUUAGCUUUAUAUCGCAUAUCGCUUUCUGUAAGCAUACUCUUGAAGCUUUACAAAAAAAAGACAAAUGUACUGAUUGAUGAUUGUUAGAUUCGUUUGUUGUUGUAAAAAAUGCUUUACGUUGUAGUAUAAGUUAAGGAAGGUACUUAAUAUCGUUCUUGUACUUAAUAGUUACUGAGUCCUUAAUGACUAAACAGUAUUAUUAGGGCAACGCAAUAAUUAUGUCAUUGAUUAUAUGUUUGUUAAAUACGUGAAAUGCUCAUACUUUGAUGUUAUCGUACAUCAGGCCGGCGGCAGCCAUACUUUUGAUGUACAGUAUGGAUCGUCAAAGGUUGUGAAGUAUGGAUUUUCGUGACGUUGUGAUAGAUAUUUAUAAUUUUAUUUAAACUUAGUGCUUAGUGUAAAUAUUUUUUUAUAUAAUAAAUGUUUUCAGUGAUCAUAUA